Apaloderma vittatum (bar-tailed trogon) is the source of this 1413-nucleotide messenger RNA. RefSeq names its product transmembrane channel-like protein 1. Gene Ontology annotation, molecular function: mechanosensitive monoatomic ion channel activity. The record is from RefSeq and is a predicted model, not a curated record. Gene Ontology annotation, biological process: vestibular reflex; detection of mechanical stimulus involved in sensory perception of sound. The transcript has 11 exons. Gene Ontology annotation, cellular component: plasma membrane. The annotation marks the transcript as partial. Lineage: Eukaryota; Metazoa; Chordata; Aves; Trogoniformes; Trogonidae.
AUGGAACCAGUAGGAAUAAUAGUUUCUGAGUGGCACAGACGGGCAGUAGCUGAACUGAGAAAGAAAGUCACUGUGACUAAAAAUAUGUGGGAGGCCCAGGUUUUUGUUGAAAAGUUUGAAGGUGCUCUUGGAAAAGGAAAAGGGAAAAAAUUCUACGCAUACAAAGUGAUGAUGACUAAGAAAUGGAUGAAAUUUCAAAGAGAUUUUGAGAAUUUUAAGACAGCCUGCAUACCCUGGGAAAUGAAGAUUAAGGAGAUUGAAAGUCACUUUGGCUCAUCAGUAGCAUCUUACUUCAUAUUCUUGAGAUGGAUGUAUGGAAUAAACAUGAUUCUCUUUGGACUGACCUUUGGACUCGUAAUGGUGCCUGAGGCUUUGAUGGGGAAGCCAUAUGGCUCUUUACCUAGAAAAACUGUCCCAAGAGCUGAAGAAGCAAGUGCUAUGAACUUUGCUACUCUCUGGGAUUUUAGUGGCUUUGCACAGUAUUCUGUACUAUUUUAUGGUUAUUACAAUAACCAGAGGACAAUUGGGUGGCUCAAAUUCAGGAUGCCUCUUUCGUAUUUCCUUGUUGGAGUUGGGACUAUUGGCUACAGCUUUAUGAUUGUCAUUCGAACAAUGGCAAGGAAUGCAAAUGAAGAAGGUGGUGGGGAUGAUACUAGCUUUAAUUUCAGCUGGAAAAUGUUCACAAGCUGGGACUACCUGAUUGGCAAUCCUGAGACAGCAGAUAAUAAGUUUGCCUCCAUCACAACAAGCUUUAAGGAAGCUAUCGUGGAGGAGCAGGAGAGCCGAAAAGAGGAAAAUAUUCACUUGACUCGAUUCCUGAGGGUUCUUGCUAAUUUCUUAGCACUAUGCACGCUUGCUGGAAGUGGCUACCUCAUCUUUUUUGUUGUCAGAAGAUCCCAGAAAUUUGCCCUGGAAGGUCUGGAGAACUACGGGUGGUGGGAAAGAAAUGAAGUGAACAUGGUUAUGUCACUUUUAGGAAUGUUCUGUCCAACUUUAUUUGAUGUAAUCAGUUCUCUGGAAAACUACCACCCUCGAAUAGCUCUAAGAUGGCAGCUGGGACGAAUCUUUGCUCUUUUUCUUGGCAACCUCUACACUUUCAUUAUUGCCCUGAUGGAUGAAAUCAAUCUCAAGUUGGAAGAAGAAAAGAUAGUCAAGUAUAACAUGACAAUAUGGGAAGCCAGUCUGUACAAUGGUACUAUUCCAGAAAAUUCAACUGCUCCUCCAAUACAAGUGGACCCUGCAGAUGUGCCCAGAGGACCAUGCUGGGAAACAAUGGUAGGACAGGAAUUUGUGCGGCUGACAGUCUCUGACACGAUGACAACAUACAUCACAAUUCUAAUUGGAGAUUUCUUGAGAGCUGUCUUUGUUAGGUUUUUCAAUUACUGCUGGUGCUGGGACUUGGAGUACGGAUUU